Molecule: messenger RNA, 4499 nt
Organism: Penaeus indicus
Lineage: Eukaryota; Metazoa; Arthropoda; Malacostraca; Decapoda; Penaeidae
Product: hepatoma-derived growth factor-related protein 2-like
Exons: 14
Coding region: 275-2044 (589 amino acids)
Source: RefSeq, a predicted model, not a curated record
UACCAUGAUGGCCGCUGGUCCUUCGCGCGAAGUGUGCCGCCGCUAACACCGCCUUUUGCCACCGCACGGAGUCUCGUUGGGCUCUGAAACCCUCCUAGGAUUCGAGAGGAGGAAGAAGAGAGAGGAUCAGGGCGAAGAGGGACCCGAGGCGAGGUUCAUCAGGCGAGAUAAGAGGAGAUUGAAGGUCUUGGCGCGUGAGGACAUCCAUAACUAUUACGUUGAUUUUCCCUUUUUUUUUUUUUUGAAAAUUGGUCUCGCUCUUCCGACCAAAACAAUGCCCAAGUCCGACGUUUUCAAGGCCGGUGACCCGAUUUUCGCCAAGGUCAAAGGUUACCCGCACUGGCCAGCGAGGAUUGAACCCUAUGAAGAAGAUCCAUCUGGCAAACCAUUAAAAAAGUAUCCAGUCCUGUUUUAUGGGACUUAUGAGACGGCUUUGCUGAAACCAGAUGACCUAUUCCCUUACUCGACCCACGUAGAGAAGUUUGGGAAACCACAGAAGAGGAAGGGUUUCAAUGAAGGCCUGUGGCAGAUAAUUAAUAAUCCAAGUCUAGACCCAAGCAUACCCAUACCACCAGACGUGUCCUCAGCCUCCCUCCCUGGUACCCCGAAAACUCCUGCAGCCAAGCCCGGCAGAAAGUCCCUGAGCUCCACACCAGCAGUGACGACGGAUGUCAAGUCCGAAGAGUCUGAUGAGGACGUAGGCGAUUUAGUUAUCGAUGAGUCUGCAGGGAAAGGUGCAAAACCUGGAAGAAAAAGAAAAAGGCAGGAUUCCGACAUAGCCUCAGAGACACCAGCCAAGAAAGCUGCAUCUUCUGAUGUUAAGAAAACGCCCAAAGAAACUCCAAAGCAAACUCCAAAAGAAAAUAUUAAACAGUCAAAACUUAUAGCUAAAGAAACUCCUAAAGAAACUCCGAAGCAGCAAUCUGGAGAAUCAUUGGAACCCCAAGUUAGUCGAAGUGGGAGGCUAAUAAAGCCCAAAAAGUUCUUAGAUGAAGGUGAAGAUGCUUCCCGCCCACCAUCAGCUGCAGCAGGCACACCUUCCACUCCAGUCCCAGUCACAGAAGCUGCAAGUACCCCAUCAAUUACCAAAACUAGCAAUGCAGUCAAAAGUACUCCCAGUGCACCUGUCACCACACCAAGAAAAAGACUCUCCCUCUCCGGGUCAGAGGAAGCUGCGCCAGCAGAGUCGCCUGCAGUGCCAGAAGAAAUGCCCACCCCAACAGGCCCACCACCAAAGAAGAGAGGGCGUCCUCCAAAGAAUAGAGACAUAGACAACUCGCCCAAGAAAGCGCCAGCUGCAGCACCUCCAUCCGAGUCUCCUGCCCAAGAAACUACCUCAAAGAUGUUAUCGCCGCCCACUAAGGCUCUGGCUGAUGUCAAACAAGAGAAGAAGUCUCCUAGUGGGAUUGGUGUUUUUUUUCCAAUACAGAGUGAUCUAGCAAGUAAGCAGACAUUCCUUAAACUGAAAACGGACUUAGAAUCUGGUACUCUAAAUGCAGAUGAAUUAAAAGAGUUAACAAAGGCCAAUGAGAAAGAAGAAACACACACAGCCAUUAUAGAAGAAAAUAGAAAAUAUACAGAAACCUGCAAAGCCAAAACUCUAGAUAUGGAAGCUCAAUUAUUGGAGCUUGAUCAAAAGAUAAGAGAGGCAUUAUCUGUUACAAACCCUCGAAAAGAAGAUGCCAAAAAUUAUCUUGAGCGCAUGUCUAAAUUGGUAAUAUCUGGGUUGAUGCUGAAGAAGAAUCCUCAUGUUGUUGAUGCCAUAAAAAAGUGUCGGAGAUACAAAUAUGACGAUGAGGUCCGGCUCAAAGCAGAUCUAGUUUACAGCAGGUUUAAGCUGUUGUUUGUGGUGCCAGAGAGUCAAGAAUGGGACUCCAUGUUUGCCGAAAAGGUGGCAGAAUUUGAUGAUGCCUGCCACAGAUCAGGCAUCACAGAGGAAAGUAAAAUCUCUUUGGUCCGAGAUCCAACCCAUCACAUCGACGGUCCUCAGGAAGAGGCCAGCAAAAGGGGAAAAGAAAACACGAGUCCAUUAACAAAAAGCUGAACGAGAAAGAGAAAGAGUGAGAGAGAGAGAGAGAAAAUAAAGGCAAAAUGUAUACAGAUCAGCAGGUUUGAGCCCCUAGUUAGUACUUAAGCGAGGCUUCAACUGUGCUGCGCGAUUGGUAUCUUUGGACUCAAAAUGUUGUAUGUGGCUAGAGCUGUAUUUUUGAGGCUUAGAUGAUACUUGGAUAAGGCUACACAGAUUGACAGAAUUUUUUUUCCCUUUUUUUUUUAUUUUAAUUUUACUUUAACCUUCGGAUUAAUAAUGACCAGAUCAGUAAGCUUAAUCUCUAGACUGUGUGAACUAGAGACUCGAACCUUGACUAGAUCAGUAAGUGUGAGUUUUAGACAUAAGGCAAUUUAAUGAUCAAUCCAUAUGAUAUCAUCUUUUACUUUAAGCCCUGUUUGGUAUGUAUUAUGGUGUAAAGCUGGUUUGUGUGAGCCGUACAUGAUACAUGAGUAAGAGUUACCCCUUCAAGUCAUCACUGUGGCAUUAAGCAGUGCAAGAGAUAUAUUUUGAGCAUUGUGUAUUCUAAGUGUAUUAAAUGCUAGCAUGGCAUGUGUUGGACUAGGCUUUAUUUGCCAAGCAUGUAUAUAAUGUAUAUUUUUGAUAACAUCCAAAGGUAUUCCUGAAAAAAAAGUAUAAAGCUACAAGACACUGACUGGAAGUGAUGAGCCAGAUAUCAAGCCAUUUGAGAACUUUUUUUUUUAUACAUUGGUUAAGUUUUUAUUUUUAAUUUCUCCAGUGUUUAGAAUUUAUUCCAAUGUGUAAAUCACAUAAGAAAUACCUGGUUUCAUGCAUUAUUUUAUUUAAAUAUAAUAUUUUCUUUAUAGGCAACUUUAGCUUCCAAAUUUAUAUAUUUUUUUUGAGCAGUUAUUGGAAUUGGAUAUUUUCACACAAAGCAACUGUCUUUAAAAGAAGUGUCUUAAAAGGGUUUACCUUACUGUUGUAGUACCUACGGCUCUAGACCGGGCUUCUUGUGUUUGAACAAUUUUCUGGAUAAAGAAUAAGGAACAGAAACUUGUGUUAUCUAAGGUUCCGUCUAAUCUCUUUAAACUCUUACCAGUAGAAGAGAGGCUAAAGAAAGUAUCUGUAUUAUCCUCAAAUUGAGGUGUUUAUAAAAGUAAGCAUGUCUGGUGAGGCAAUUUGAAGAGGUUUGACCAAAGAAUGAUGAUGGUAGUAAAUGUUUUUGAUGUAAAAAGGACAGUUUCCCAGCUGUACCGGCUGUGUGCCAGUGCGAAGGGGCAAUUGUUCAUUCGCUGAUUAUUAGGAAGAGGUAAUUCAUUCAUGUGUCCUCAUAUGUUCAUUUAAUUUGUUAAGUGUUAAUAUUUGAUGAUGGAGAAAAUUGUUAUCUUGAAUCAAAUUAUCUUGAGGAUAUUCAUGAUGAUCAGGAAAAAGCAUAAAUUUGACUUGUUUCUCUAGGGAUUCAAUGUUGGUUACCUGAAUUUUGAAGUUGCUAUGAAGUUGAAUAUGACAGGUCAAUGAUGUACAGAGUACAACCAGCAUUUAUUUUCCCCUCACAAGCAGAUGGUUACAGUACUUUGCAGUAAAUUGGGAUGUGCAGAAUUUAAAGUGUAAAUAAGCCUAGUACCCUUUCCACAAACUUAAUAAUUAUAUUUUUUAUUCUGCUCUUUUGAAUUGUUAGUAAACUUGAAAUAAGUUUUUAUUAAUUUUGAAAAUGUAGACAACAGGUGCCACAGUUAAUUGGAAUCCCAAAGCAGAUACAUAAAAAAAAAAAAACAGUGGCCUUAAAAGAAUAUAUAGCGAUAUGUAUCAAAUCCUGAACUCUGAAAUUCAUUCAAGCCAGAUGCAGAAUAGGGUGAUUCUACAAACUGAAAAAAAGAUUCUCAAACCAUAUACUGCUAGCUGGGGUUGUGUAAGAGAGAAAAAAAAAGUGGUUGAUUUAAUUUUGUCAUCCGUUGUCAGCAGGGAGUUGCAUUGACUAAGGAGUGGCAUUCUUGUUCCUGACAAACCACAAGAAUUUAUGUCUAUUACGACAAAACCUCAGUGAGAAAAGGAUGGUUUUUAUUGUCAUUACUAUUACUUUUAAACUAGGUCAUUUUGAUGUUUUUUGACGUUACUUUAGACAUUGAGGAUAAAGUACUUUGAAGUAGUUUUGAAGUUGCUUUUUUUCCAUUGCUCACAUUUUAAUUCUCCGUUGUUGGGAAGACGAUCCAUUAAGACACAGCAGGGAGGGGAAGGGAGUCUGGAAGAGCCGUUGUGGGAGAAACAUCAAGAGCCUAACAGAGACUUUGCAGAUAUUUUUUUCUUUGCUAUUGAAUGGGAUCUUAAUGGACCGUUCACUCCUAAGAGUCACACAUGUUAUGUUAUAUAUCUUGGGUAUCAGUUUGAGCUCUACAUGAGGAAUAUUAGCACUUGACUUGUGAGUACAAAGGUGCAUUAAGUAGUGCUAUUAUCUGUAUGAAUCACUCCCAAAUAAAAUAUGAACCACUAUUGA